UGAGUGUUUAGUUAAAGUGUAGACUCUGACGUGGUAACACGCACGUCGUGCGAUCGUGCACUGUGUUCCUUCCUCGCAGAAUCUCGUGGAUUAUAUACUGUAUUCUUCAAGUGACAUUCCGAGUGGUGACUGAACUUUUUACUCAAAGCUUCUAGUGAAGCUGAUGCAGAUGGCGACGCACCCUGACAUCCUGCGGCUCCUGCCGGAGUCUUGGAUCACGCCGCCACAACACUUAACCUCAUCCGUGCCCCUCGACAUGUGGGGGAGGUUCGAUAUUGAGAAUGAUCGCGCCUUGGCCGUAAUGGACCACAACAUGACCUUCCCUACGGACAUCGGGGACUUCAUUCCGGGAGAGAGCAAGACACCCCAUCACAUGGGUGCACCGCCGACACCACCACACUCCCCUCCCACAGAGCACGACCUCGACGACUUGGUAGCCUCUAUACCAGAAAUUCUAGAGUCCCCUUCGGCUACCCCUCCAUCCGAUAUCAGUGACAUUCUGUCUGAUCUGGAAGGUAUGGAAAUGACUCCCAUGUUUCGGGCGCCUGGGUACUCUUGGUGGGCACCAGUGGCGCCCCCAGUGCCCGAAGUAUCGCUCAAGCGCGACAUAAUGUGGGGCGGUGGCACUUGUUGCCAGGCCUUGUUGGAGCCACCCAUCAAAAAAGAACGACAAGAGUCCGAGUGUUCGGCGGACGCGGCGCUCAGGGACGCCCUCAAACAGGAAGAUAUCUCUGAAGACGACGACGACUUUGAAGACAACCUCCCUGAUACGCCCUCCGGCACCGACAGCGACUGUGACGCUGACGACCACAUGAGCGAGACUUCCAGUAAUAGCGGCAGCCCGAGAAGUACAAAUAGUGCGUCGCGGUAUAGUACCAGCAGUACCGUGUUCAGGAACAGUAGCUGUACCCCCUACGUGACCCCAUCAGUGAACUUUGAACACGAUUACUGUGGCAGAGUGCCCGAGCCUGAUGCCCACAGCAUGGCAGGCAUCCUCACCCCCUCAGACACUGAAGACGAGGUUGAUGUAGUAACGUGUAGCGACCCCAAUGAAACUGCGACUACCACCACCAUCUCUCUGGGAAACUACACCAUCUACUCCCCCAGCUCUUCCUCCUCAUCUCCAGUAAACUCCACCACACCAACCUCUGCCCCCUCCUGCCUUCAAGUCCCGUCCAAACGCUCAGUAGAUGUCAAACGACAACUCCAACUGGCCAUCCAGGAGGCCAUGAGGAAUCGGCACAAUCGUGUUCCUGGUUCAACGUCUCCCGAAAGUGAUGAAGUAGCGAGCAACAGAUUCGUGUCUGUGAAGAUAAAGACACAGGGAAAGCCAGCCGCUUAUACCAAGCGCAUGAGAGACUACCAUACUGAGGUAAUAAAGUCAACGAAGCAUAAACGAAGGAACCGCGUCGAGUCUGAUGAAGGUCGACGGUCUGUACACAAUUCUUUGGAGAGACAGAGAAGAGUAGACCUGCGCAAUGCCUUUGAGUACCUCCGCCAGCUAGUACCUGACACCAAGGUCUUGGAAAAGGCCCCCAAAGUCCAGAUACUGAAGAAAGCAGCACUACACUGCAAACAACUUCACCUUACUGAACAGCGGCUACUCAAAGAGAAGGAAAAAUUGAAAAAACAGUUGGAAGAGCUUCAGCAGCGAAGAUUGCAAAGUAGUUGAGUUGGUGCUGUCCGCCACUCACCUGUACAGAUAGUUGUAAGGCAUAAAUUGUUUAAAAUUGUACAUAUUUAAUAUCAAAGAUAACAAAUAAAGGGAGCACCGAGAGUGAGAGAGAAAGAACCUUUUCAGACUUUGAUAUAAGCAGCCUUUAUGUAUAUGUGUGAUAUUUUGAGUGCCUAUUUGUUUCUCGUGCUGCACUAGAAAAUGUGAAAGGUCAGUUCCUUGUUGACUCUUAAGGUUGUCACAUUGUUUCAGUGGCUCGAUGUGAUCUCUUACAUAGCCCAUUAUUAUUAUUAUUAUUAUUAUUACUAUUAUUAUUAUUAAAUCAGAAUAUUUAAACUAAUUAUUAGGAUGUAUAUUGAACCAAAAACUGCAGAGAUUAAUUAGCUUGCCACCAUAUGUAGAAAAGAGAAUCGGUUGUGUAAGAGAUAUUUUAAUUCUUCAGAUAUUUCAGAAUGUUUUUUUUAAUGAGGUUUUUAUUCUAAUAUUAAAAAGUUUGGAUGAACCCUAUUUAAUACUGCAGGUAUCAUACCAAAGCAAGAGUGAGGCUUCUCUGAAAUAAUGGAAAUAAUGUGUAUGUAUCACCUUAAGUUUGAAGAUGAAUCAGUAUAUAACUCAGUUGUAUGUUCCUUAAUAUAUAUAUAUAUAUAUAUAUAUAUAUAUAUAUAUAUAUAUAUAUAUAUAUAUAUAUAUAUAUAUAUAUAUAUAUAUAUAUAUAUAUAUAUGCUAGCCAUGAUCCUAGAAUACAAUGCAAAAAAGCGAUAUUUGUGUGUGACCUGUUUGUAUGUCUGGCUGACAAAGAUUCCUCUCAGAGUUUUGGGGCAAGAUUAUUAAAUUCUUGUCAAAAUAAAAAUAUAUUAAAGAGAUGUUACACAACUUACCUAAAAUUAUUUAUCUUGCUUUGAUGAAUAUCUUAACUUUUUAUUGUUUAAAUUUAACUGUUAUUCAAACCACCAGCAUUUGUAACUUAUAACCAUUUAGUUUGUAAUUACUCAUAUGAAUAUUGCAUGUUAACUGGACACAAAAAGAGCGAGCGAGAUACUCCAACACCCCAAUGGGCUUUGCACUGCCAGACUGAUUGUGGCUGCAAACAAAAAUUUAAACAAGUUUUGCUUUGUUCUGGUGACCAUGACUCUGAGAGUACCUUGUGGUUAUGCCUUCCCCACUCCUUCCCAGUCACACUCCUUGUGCUCUGCAACCUGUGCAGUUGGGUGGGCUCGGGAGUCCAAUUCUUUCCCAGUGUGAAUGGCUUGACUCUCAUCAAUCUGAUUCUCAGAUUUACUCGUGGCAAAUGAAUAAAAGACAAAGUCGUGGUGUACAAACCCACGUGUACUAGAAUUUUAGCAGAGUAGAUAGUGUGCAGGUGACGCUGUUUUUAUGAUUUUGGACGCUAUGUCAGGUUUCAAGAAGGGUGAUUUGUUUCUUAUGAAUAAUAAACUAUUUGAGCUUAAUAACAAAAUCACUGGAUCAUAUCCCAGGCUAGAGAGAAAACAUUUAAGGGUCUUGGUUUCUGAAAGGAGACUCGAGUUCUCAUGCAUUUUGUAUAAGCUAAAGCCUGUACCUGUAUUUAGAUGAUAAAAUUGCUUCUUAGUUAUUGGAACAACUGCUUAUUUUGGGAAAUUGUUGUAAAAUGUCCCUGAUUGAAGCAUAGAUGUUAGUGCCUCGGAAUCCCUAAGUAACGUCACGUGCUGUAUAAUGCUCAAGAAAAUUAGUCGAGGGUUCAAUAUUCGAUUUCAUUAAAAAGUGAAUUUAAUAUAUCGAAUUUUGUAAUGCCAUGGCCAAUUCCUUUUUUUUGAGGCCUUGUUUUAUGUCAAUGAACCCCCUCCUUCUCAUUGCUCAGUUUUGUACUUAAAGUGGUAAAAAUUAAAAAAAGCGCGAGAAAAAGUGUAUCCCUCAUUGAUAGGCAUACAAGCAAAAUCAAAAGUGAAUAAUGUGCAUGCCAACCUAUCACUCACUGCUCAUGAAGCAUCAAUUACUUAACUCUGUUAUGCCAGUACCUCAUUGUAAAAACUGAAGAAUCGCAAUAACUUUUGAUUAGCUUUGUAAGUGGAUAUAUUUUCUUUUUCUCUCACCAUUGUCCCCUCUGAUGAAUGUGACAGAAAUGGUGCGCACAUUCUGGACGAGGAUGUUGCAAUGCAUCUCGUGAUGUUGUAUAUAGAAGAAAACAAGAAAUAAGAGAAAAUAUCCUUUUGUGAUCAUUUCCCUUGUUCCUUGGAGGCCACAAUCAUCAGGGUUAUUCUCCUCCCCCCAUACUGACGUAACAUGCAUACAAGCAGAUUAUAGCGUUGUACAUAGUAGGUCUUUGUACUUUUUACAGAUUUUUUCACAUAUGCUUUGCUAUAUAUAUAUAUUCAACAAUAUGAGCUGAUGUGUGCGGUUCUUAAUGAAAGGCGAAGUCUAUUUUUUCACAUUUUCAUGAUAGAGUUAGCUCAUGUCCUGAGUCACGGUAGUGUACAUAGGUUAACCGAGAGCACAUCAGUUCCAUAUUGGCCAUGUUAUUCCUAGCCACGUGUUUAUAAUGAAUGUACAAAUUUUUGGCUUGUUUUUAUGAUGUAAGUUCAAAAUUAUUAUUAUUAUUAUUAUUAUUAUUGAUAUUAUUAUUGACCUUGUGUCUUGUAUUUUUUCUUUAUAAAUUCUUCAGCUGCAUGUCCCUAGACACUGCAUUAGUUAACAUUUUUUUUUUUAAUACAGUGUAGUUUAGUCUGCUCUGAACUACAUUUUCUGGGAGAAAAUUUUUUCAUGUGAUGUAAGCCAAUGAGGCCAAAAUUGGUAACAAAAAAUAAUUUUUGACUUCAUUUGCCUUUUAUCAAAAUUGUUGAAAUUAUGUUAUAAGAUUUGCCAUUGCUUACCUAUAAGUCCAAAAUGUUAUUCGAUUUAAUUGAAAAAAUUGUUUUUAUGAAGAAAUUUAUUAAUGUACUUUAUUAUUUGAAGUCAUUUAUAUAGCACAGUGUUACAAAUUUAAAUAUACCAACUAUAUACCAUA
Molecule: messenger RNA, 4655 nt
Organism: Procambarus clarkii (red swamp crayfish)
Lineage: Eukaryota; Metazoa; Arthropoda; Malacostraca; Decapoda; Cambaridae
Product: myc proto-oncogene protein
Biological process (GO): regulation of transcription by RNA polymerase II
Molecular function (GO): DNA-binding transcription factor activity, RNA polymerase II-specific; RNA polymerase II cis-regulatory region sequence-specific DNA binding; protein dimerization activity
Source: RefSeq, a predicted model, not a curated record